CGGCAGCAGCUGCGCACUCCGAGCGCCCGGGGCAGCGCCGGUCCGGUCGCUGCGGUGGCCCGCGGGGUGGGCGUCCGCUACUGCGCAGGCGUCCCAGGAAGCGCUCCGCAGAGCGGCGCUCCGCCCGCGUCCGCCGAGCCCGCAAGUACCCCGGAGAGCGCGGUUCCGCUGGCGCCGAGUUCCGCGCGUGCCGGACAGAAGCGGCGGUGGAGGCGGGGCCCUACCUGCUGUGUCCAACGUGUUCAAUAUGAAGUUGUUAGUAAUUCUUUUGUUUUGGAGACUUGUCACUGGCUAUAGAGGUAACUCUUCCUAUAGCUCAGCACCUCAGUUACUCCUGGUAUCCUUUGAUGGCUUCCGAGCUGACUACCUGAAGAACUAUGACCUUCCUCACCUCCAGAACUUUAUCAAAGAAGGUGUCUUGGUGGAACAUGUUAAAAAUGUUUUCAUCACAAAAACAUUUCCAAACCACUACAGCAUUGUGACAGGCUUAUAUGAGGAAAGCCAUGGCAUUGUGGCCAACUCCAUGUAUGAUGACGUCACAAAGAAACAUUUUUCUGAAUCCAAUGAUAGGGAUCCAUUUUGGUGGAAUGGAGCAGAGCCUAUUUGGGUGACCAAUCAGCUUCAGGAAAACAGAUCAAGUGCUGCUGCUAUGUGGCCUGGCACUGAUGUUCCCAUUCACAAUAUCACACCUUCCUAUUUUAUGAAUUACAGCAGCUCAGUGUCCUUCAAGGAGAGACUAAAUAACGUUACCACAUGGCUUAGCAGUUCCAACCCACCAGUCACCUUUGCAACGCUCUAUUGGGAAGAACCAGAUGUAAGCGGCCACAAAUACGGGCCUGAAGAUAAAGAAAACAUGCGUCGGGUAUUGAAAGAAGUAGAUGAUCUUAUUGGUGAUAUUGUCCUAAAGCUCAAGGUGUUAGGACUAUGGGAAAGCCUUAAUGUGAUCAUUACAAGUGAUCAUGGGAUGGCUCAGUGUUCUGAGAAGAGACUGAUAUAUUUGGAUUCCUGCAUCGACCAUUCAAACUAUACUGUUAUAGACUUAACCCCUGUGGCUGCGAUUCUUCCCAAAAUAAAUGUAACAGAGGUUUAUGAGAAACUGAAACACUGUAACCCUCACAUGAAUGUUUAUCUCAAAGAAGCUAUUCCGAACAGAUUUUACUACCAACACAGCAAUCGAAUUCAGCCCAUCAUUUUGGUUGCUGAGGAAGGCUGGACAAUUGCACUUAACACGUCAUCAUUAAAAUUAGGUGACCACGGCUAUGACAAUUCCCUGCCUAGCAUGCAUCCCUUUCUUGCUGCCCAUGGACCUGCCUUUAGGAAAGGUUACAGGCAGAGCACCAUCAACACUGUGGAUAUUUAUCCAAUGAUGUGCCACAUCCUGGGACUACAACCACAUCCCAACAACGGAACCUUCAGUCACACCAAGUGCUUAUUAGUGGACCAGUGGUGCAUUAAUCUCCCAGAAGCCAUCGGGAUCGUUGUUAGUGCACUGUUGGUAUUAACCAUGCUAACAGGCCUCAUAAUAUUCAUGCAGAACAGAGCGUCUGCAGCCCGCCCAUUCUCCCGCCUUCAGCUGCAGGACGAUGAUGAUGACCCUUUAAUUGAGUAAUUCACCAUGUCUUAUUGACUUCAAAACUAAGGGUCCGUGUAAGGAGUGGGGUUACAGCCAUAAAAAGGUAAAGUUCAAAAGAUAAGACACAGAUGUGUGUGUGUGUGUGUGUGUGUGUGUGUGUGUGUGUUGGUGUGUUGCUUGAUGCAAAUAACCCUGAUGGUAUUAGAGCCGCUGGUAAGUCCGUUCAAACCACCUGUUUCCCUGGCAAGACUAGCCUUUGAGAAAAAGCUGUGGGCCGUCCUUCUUUCCUUCCUUCUUUUCUUCCUUCCUUCUUUCUUACUUUUCAAUGAAAAAUAAGUGAAAGAUAUACCAGAAUUUAAUAGGCAUGCUUUUCUAACAAGUUUGUAUAUUUGUAAAUGACACCAAACUAUUUAUGUAAUUGUGCAUUUUGUGUAUCCUGGAGAAAAAAGUUGCAUAUAUUUUUAUAUUUGUCUUUAGUUAGUGUAUGUCCCAGAAAAACCCUUGAAGUAGGAAAUUCUGUGAUAGUUAAUAAAACUGAUUAGCCACAUAGCAAAACAGUAGCAUACAAAGAAACUGUUUUACAUAAAGCUGCUAAAAACAAACAAAACCCAAGGAAGACAACGUAAUAUAAAGUCUGAGCUUGGUAAACCCAUAAGCGUUGAUGCCUCAGCAGCUGAGUCUGAGGCUGGGUAUGGUGGUGUGCAUCUGUGGGAAGGAUGAGGCAAGAGAGAGCCUUGAGAUGGAGUCCAGCUUGGGUUACCUAGCAACACCUUGCAGGUUUGUUUGUUCACUUGUUUGUUUUAGUUACAUUUUUGGAUACUAUUGUUAAUAAGGAGUUUCAAAGAAAAUAGAGAAAAAGUGAUGUUCUCUAUUUGUGUGUAAGGUCUCUGGGUAAGUUGUGUGUGCCACUGUGCUUGUAGGAGUGAGUGUGCAGAUGUCAUGUGACACGUAAAGGGGGCUGGACUCUGGCUGUGCCAGAACACAGCUGUCAGGAAAGGUUCAGCUCAAGGAAAGGCUACUCCUUGCAGACCUUACAUGUAUACUUUCACCAACUCACAACUUAAUAUCACAAUUAAAAUAUGUCUUUUUUGUCAUAAUUUUCAAUUCUCAUGUUUAUUGGAAGUGUUCAAAUGUUGUAGGAAAAAAAUACGACCUGAGUAUAAAGCUGCAAGGUCAGGAUUUUUGUAUUGACCAUCGUGGCUCUUGAAUGUGCCUUCUAUGCAGUUGAGUGGUAAGAUAUGUAAGAUGGAGUUCAGUGUCUCCUGCCCCAGCAGCAGCCGUGUGCUAAGGGCAGAGCGCCUCCAGCCUGCACCACUUGCUUCAUCGCCUGGCUCAUCAGAACCCCGAGAACCAAAGAGUUUUUGUGAAGCACUGUCGUCAUUCAUUCCCUCCAUAGCUGGGGCCUCAGAACCAGAGCUAUUAGAACAGCCUAUAGGAUGUCCAUUAAGACAACAGACCACAGCUUCCUGUUACUGGUGUGAUCUUCAGUGUUUUGACAAUGUAAAACAAACGUGAUUAUUGCUCUUCAGACACAAGAUGGAUCUACAGUAAGUAUGCACUGCAGUUAGACCCUGAUGAUCCGUGAUGACCGACGACACCUGCCAGGCAUCUUAGAUUUAUUGUGCUGUAUUGGCUCUCUGAAUUUCCUUAAAGUUUGAUGUCUGGUGCCUCAUUGUAUUGGGGUUUUGAGAGGCAUUUCUAUACUGCAUACAUAAUCUAUGCAAUUGGUCACAGAAUGGCUGUAUUAAGAACAGGAUAGGACUGAUUUUGUUCAUAAAUGUCCUGAUUUAUUUUGUUAUGUGUAAUAGAGAUACUAAGGGGUGAAGAGUUGAUCCAGUAAAAUAAUAGAGAAAUCCCUGCUUAUUUCAGUUUCCAUUCCAGAAAAUAACAAAUAAACUGCCAUAUUCACUUUGGAAAAAAAAUGAGUGGGCAUUUUUGAACUGUCUCCCAGCAGAGUUGACGAUACCUUAGUUCCCACAGUGGUGUGGAUCCCCUUACCUCAACUGAACCUUAUACUUGCUGUCCACCUAAAAAGGAUGAAAUAGGAAGGAAUGUCUGUCAGUGUCUUAUCCCUUGCAGCACAUGUUAUUUAUUUUGUAUUUUAUUCUGUUCUCAGAAUACUAAAACAAAGUAAAAUUUUAUAAAGUACUUAUUGAGGAAAUAAGAAUAGUAUUUAUUUAAUCGAGUAGAUUAUUAGAUUGAACUUUCUGCUAAUUCAUUUGUAUCUGUGAAAAAAAAUAUCACUGUUAAAGCCCAUAGCUGCAGUUUUGCUCUGAGAAAACGUUGUUAGUAAACGUAGUCCUGGGAAUGGAGGCUUGGUGCGUGUGUCGUAAAGCAUUAGCUAAGCCUGCCCUGCUUUCUGUUCAGGAGAAAAGUAUUUGGCUUCAGGAACUAUUUAGCUCUAGGUGAUAGGACCCAAAGAUAAUAGGAGAGUGCUUGUGUAUUUUUUUGGUAAUUGUACUAGUCAGCUCAGAACUGAGUAUCUGACUCUCUAGUAGAGGGCCAGUUGUGUUCCUGUUAGCCACCUGUCAUGCAUGCUCUUCUGAAAAGCAGUGGGGUACGGCAAAGGCUCGUGGGCAGCGCUUCCCAGAAGGCUUCCUUUAAAAACCCACAGGUGAAGCCUUUAAAGGAUCGACUGCCUUUGCACUGAUCUUGGAUGUAUCCCUCUCUGUCCACCUGGUAAGCUUGAAGGAUGGUUGGCUUUAAUUCCUUUUAUGAAGAGUGGUUCACUUCAUUUUUAUUUAUAACAUUGCAAAUGAAGGACAAAGAUUAGGUAUAAAGUAUGUAUUUAUGGUCAGGUCUGAAACAGCAUGUAAAUGCAGUGAGUGUGCUGUAAGGACGUUUGCAGUGCCUAAGUUAAAGGGAAUACCUUGUUUCAACUUGUAGCUAAUGACUUUGCUUAUGAUUAAAAUGUAUGUAAAUAAAGUCUACCCAAACAAAUA
This is a messenger RNA of Apodemus sylvaticus (European woodmouse), 4515 nucleotides long. RefSeq names its product ectonucleotide pyrophosphatase/phosphodiesterase 4 (gene Enpp4). The record is from RefSeq and is a predicted model, not a curated record. The transcript has 4 exons. Lineage: Eukaryota; Metazoa; Chordata; Mammalia; Rodentia; Muridae. Bases 248 to 1609 code for a protein of 453 amino acids.